This is a messenger RNA of Trichobilharzia szidati, 906 nucleotides long. The record is from the annotation of a GenBank genome assembly. Lineage: Eukaryota; Metazoa; Platyhelminthes; Trematoda; Strigeidida; Schistosomatidae.
AUGAGAAUUAUACAUGGAGCUGGUUAUACAGAUUCAGAUAAACAGGCUUUCAUUGCUUUAAUUUAUCAGAAUAUUUUUCUAGCAAUGCACACGAUGUUUGACGCUCUAAGUCUACUUUCAGUUGAAUUAAAAAUUUCUGGAAAUCAGAAUAACAUGCAACUUAUACAAGAAGUCGAUCCUGAAAGUGCAGUUACACUGUCAGCUGAACAAAUAGAAGCAAUUCAUCAAUUAUGGGCUGAUCCUGGAAUGAAGGAAUGUUAUGAACGCAGAAGAGAAUUUCAGUUAACCGACUCAUCCAAAUACUAUUUAGAUAAUUUCGACAGGAUAGCGGAUCCAGAGUAUUUACCUAGUCUACAGGACAUUUUACGGGUUCGUGUACCAACAACAGGCAUAAUUGAGUAUCCUUUUAAUUUGGAAUCAACUGUAUUCAGAAUUGUAGAUGUAGGCGGUCAAAGAUCAGAAAGAAGAAAAUGGAUUCAUUCUUUUGAAAAUGUUACUUCGAUAAUAUUUUUGGUGGCACUGAAUGAAUACGAUCAAGUUCUUGUAGAAAAUCAAAAUGAAAAUAGAAUGGAAGAAAGUCUUUUACUUUUUCGUACUAUUAUUAACUACCCAUGUUUUCAAACUUCAUCAAUCAUAUUAUUUUUAAAUAAAAAAGAUAUUUUAGAAGAAAAGGUACAAUAUUCUAAUCUGGUUGAUUAUUUUCCAAAGUUUACAGGCCCUGUAAAAGAUGCGAUAGCUGCACGUAAUUUUAUUUUGAAAAUGUAUCAAGAAUUAAAUCCAGACAAAGAAAGAGCGGUUUAUUCACAUUUUACUUGUGCUACAGAUACAGAAAAUAUACGUGUUGUUUUCAUCGCUGUUAAAGAUACUAUACUACAAGCGAACCUCAAAGAAUAUAAUCUAGUUUAA